UAGCUGUCCAGUUUUUCUUUUCCUUUUCAGUGCUUGAUUCCAUUUUCACCCUUCUCAUUUUUACCCAGUUAGUACAUCACUGUCUACACUCAGUGAAUUCCCUGAACUUAUCAGUACUAUUGCCGUUAUUUUUUUUACCAUUUCAUAGCCAUUCAAAGGGAAAAAAAACUAGUACGGUGCAAAGGACUGAGUAGUGGCAGUGAGUCCCCAGCACAGCACAUAAAAAAUUCAUGGUUUUUUUCAUUUUUAGAAAAAGACACAAUUAUUCAUUAAAAACAACGUUUGUUACUGUUUUAUUUUCAAAAUUUUCUUCACCCAUGAACUUUCGUUAAAAUUUGAAAGCAUUCUUAUCUGCCCCCACACAGUUCACAAGUCUCACUCACUUUUUUUCGUACCUUCUGUCCCCUCUCUGCUCCUCUUCACUCUCCCCUCCCCACCCAACCCAACUUGCUUGUGCCUCCUCCUCUCCCUCACUCUCUUCUCUUUGUUUUCAUUUUCUCACACUUUCCUUGAAAUUCUUCUCUCAAAUUCUAACUACUUGUUUUUGUCUUUUCUCACUCCAUUACUACUAUUAAUACGUGUCUAUCUUUCUCCCUUUACUUUCUUUCUUUUAUUCUCAUUCUCUUCAACGAAUAUCUCUAUCUAUCUUUCUUUCUUUCUUUUUUUUCCUCUCCACUUUCAACAACACUUCAAAAACCUCAAACACAAACAAAAACAGAACAUAGCUUCAUAUUCAUCAUGACAACAAAGAAAAACACUCACCUCCUUAACCUUACAAAAGAAAACACACCAAAACAACCAUUUCCAAAAAUAGUAAGAAUAACUGUCACAGACAAUGAUGCUACAGAUUGUUCCAGCGACGAAGAAGAAUCAUACACCACGCACUUCUUAGAUCGUAACCGAGGUAUAAAGUUUGUUGAUGAGAUUAUCAUAGAGCCAUGUACUGUGAGCAAGAAUAAUAACACUAUUAGCAACGGCAACGGUAACGGCGUCGUUUCGAGGAAAAGAAACAGAAACAGAACCACCGGAGGAAGAAAAACAAGAGCUCCGGUUAGUAUUCCGGCGAAGAAAUACCGUGGAGUGAGGCAGAGACCAUGGGGAAAAUGGGCGGCGGAGAUAAGAGACCCGGCGCGUGGAGUGCGUGUGUGGCUUGGUACAUUUCAAACGGCUGAAGAAGCUGCUAUUGUGUACGACAACGCGGCUAUUAAGUUGCGUGGACCAGACGCGCUAACUAAUUUCAUAACUCCACCUGUAAGUGCAGCUGCCACGUGUCAGUUAUCAUCACCACCACCGGAAAAUGAAAUUCCUCUUUCGUCAUUACCGUUACCGGCAAACUCCGGUGAAGAAUCUCAAUCUCAAAACAAUAAUAAUAAGAGUUUAUUUUCUCCUACUUCAGUUCUUCAAUGUUGUUCAUCUUCUGAAGAAGUAGCUGAAUCUGAAUCAAUGUUUUCAAUUCCAAGUGAUAUACAGUUUGAUUUUCAAGAUUCUUCACAAGCAAAUGAUGCAUUUUACAACUUCAAUGGAUUCUCAGAGAGCAUGUUAUAUGGUGAUAUUGGUUUUGAGUAUUUCGAUUUUGGGUUAGAAAGCUUGCAGACACAUAAGGAUGAAGACUUUUUUCAAGAUAUUGAUGAUUUAUUUGCUUCAGAUACUACUGUUCUUGCUCUUUAAUUUUGUGAGUUUAGUUAUAUAAUAAUAAUAAUUAAGUGAUUAAUUAACAACUAUAAUUAUUAUUAGGAUUCUCGUUGUUGUGUUGCCUUCUUAACAGGCAAAUUUUGUACCGGCGAGAAUGUAUUAAGCACUAAUUAAUUUAUUUUUCUUUUAAAUUGUUUGUGGUAUUUGUUAAUGUAAUGUACUAGUAAUAUGGUUGCUUCAUGCUUGGUCCUUGAAGGUUUGAACGAUUGUAACAAUUUUGUUUAAUGUUUAAUUAUAAUUGUAAUAUCUGCCUAUUAUUUA
Messenger RNA from Medicago truncatula (barrel medic), 1953 nucleotides. Its product is annotated as ethylene-responsive transcription factor CRF2. The transcript has a single exon. The coding region runs from base 739 to 1668 and encodes 309 amino acids. The record is from RefSeq and is a predicted model, not a curated record. Gene Ontology annotation, biological process: regulation of DNA-templated transcription. NCBI's taxonomy places the organism in Eukaryota, Viridiplantae, Streptophyta, Magnoliopsida, Fabales, Fabaceae. Gene Ontology annotation, molecular function: DNA-binding transcription factor activity; DNA binding.